AUGCCGUUCGAUUUUCUGUGCUGUGUGAGACCUGGCGUCGAAGAUGUUGUGGAGUUGGACUAUUCGCACCAGUCCUUAGUUGACUUCCCCACUGAAGUGUUUGUGUAUGAAAGGACGCUUGAAACUCUGUACUGCCAGAGUAAUCGUGUGACGGAACUCCCGCGCCAACUGUUUAUGUGCCAUGGAUUAAAAUACUUGGAUCUUAGUGAUAAUGAAGUGUCAACUAUACCAGCAGCCAUAUCUUCGUUAGUGAAUCUUCAACACUUAAAUAUUAGUAGGAAUACAUUAACAUCAAUACCAGAAAACAUGAAAGCACUAAAGUAUUUAGCUUUCCUAGACCUUAGUGUUAAUCCCUUGGAGAAACUACCAGAUGCUAUUACAAACCUGACUGCAUUACAAGAACUGUACCUAAAUGAUACAUACCUGGAGUAUCUUCCAGGCAAUUUUGGACGUCUAGCGAAUUUAAGAAUACUGGAACUAAGAGACAAUUAUUUAAUGAUAUUACCUAAGUCACUGUCUCGAUCAACCGAAUUACAGAGAUUAGAUAUAGGACAAAAUGAUUUUCAACAAUUUCCUGAAGUGAUUGGAAGAUUUGUCAAGUUAAGAGAGUUAUGGAUUGAUAACAAUAAUUUGACAUGCAUUACAUCUGUUAUAAAACCAUUAGAAAAUUUGAUACAUUUGGAAGCCAGUAAUAAUAUGAUUGAAGAACUAGCGCCUGAAAUUGGAUAUUGCACACAACUAGUGGAUAUAACUUUGUCAUUAAAUAUCUUAACACAGUUGCCAGACAGCAUUGGACAGCUUUGCAACUUAGCCACACUGAAACUAGAUAAUAACAGAUUAUAUUCAAUACCAGAGAGCAUAGGACAACUAGCUAAUCUUGAAGAGUUAAUGCUCAUGUGCAACUACUUAGAUAAAAUACCGUCUUCUAUUGGACUUCUAAGGAAAUUGAAAUACCUGAACAUUGAUGAUAAUAUGUUGACCGCAAUACCUCCAGAGAUAGGGAGUUGUACCAAAUUGUCCGUGCUAUCCUUACGAUCAAAUAAAUUGACUAGAGUCCCUCCAGAAGUUGGCCACCUGACUUCAUUACGAGUGUUAAACUUAGUAAGGAAUUCACUAAGUUGUCUUCCUCAGUCCUUGUUGAAUUGUGAUAAUUUAGUAGCCCUCUGGCUAUCAGAAAACCAAAGCAAACCUUUAGUGCCUAUGCAUUCUGAAGUAGAUCCUCAGACAUAUGAACAAGUCCUCACUUGUUUCCUCUUUCCCCAAGUGCCUUUAACUCCUAUUGAAAUGAAAUUGGAAAAUGAUAAAUCUGAAAAUGUUGAAGCCAACUCUUCAGCCCGUCACAUCAGUUUUGUUGACAUGAAAGCAGCUCCUAAAGUGACAGAAAAGCCCGGUCAGCUUAAGCGAGCUCCAACACCUUAUCCAAAAGAAUUAAGAGCACUAGCAAAGCAUGCUAGAAAUAUACACAAAGAUGGUACUCAAGAUGUUACUCCGCCUAUGCAAAAUGCAGUACAUAUUAAAGCUGCUAAAAUAACACCUACAUUACAACAAAGAUUCGCAUCAGACAACAAAUUAGAAAUAGAAAACACAGGAAAAGGUAAUUCAGGUAAUACAAACAAAGAUCUGCUUAUGAAAACGUCAGUUUAUGAUAAUCUUACUGCUGAGAAUGCAUAUGAUAAACCACUGGAUCUUUCAUAUGAACAAGAUAAAAGUUACAAAAGUGUAGAUCAUGCUUUGUAUCCUGAAAAUACUGGGAAUCCUGGUGGUGAUUUUAAAUCAGAAAAUAGUGAUAAUUACCUUUUACCUCAGAGACAAUAUAGCUCCAAACAGACUGAUAAAUACAGUUCUAGACAAGACAUGGAUAGAGCAAAUGUACCUUUACCCCAAAAUGUAUACCGUGGCCAUAUAGAACAUAAAAAUUAUCCAUUACCAAAUGAUGUUAAUUACAGAGUUGGGGUUGAUGAGUCCCAUAAUCGAUUACAGAGGCUGAGCCUUAGUUCACAAGAUAGGCAACCUGUCAAUGAAGCUGUUUUAUCGCCACAUUUUAGUGAAACUGCAUACAACACUAGACCAAUCAUGGAAAAUAUAUCUCCUUAUGAUCCACUAUAUGCUAGGAAAGAUCACAUAUGCCAUUCAGUGUCAGAGAAUAAUUAUCAUGAAAGUAUAUAUGAUAGCGACAAUUGUGCGCGUGCCAAAGAUAAAAUUUAUGGGCAGCGGAAUUAUGAUGCCUAUAAUUACCACUCUCACGGGAAUCGUGAUUUGCCAAGUCCUAGGUUACACACUGUUAGUCAAGUGGUUAGUUCAACUACUAUGCCAAAUUUAAGCAGUUACGGUAACGUAUAUCCAGGUGCUGUAGUAGGAGGUCAUGAAUACUCAACAGCCCUUCAUCAACCACAGCCACAAAACGCCAAUAUUUAUGGUAUACCGGCAAGCCCUACUUACGUAUCCACACAGUCCCCGGAAUUAUACUCGCCGACGGGGCAUACUAACUCAACUAAUCCAUAUCGAAUGGCUACUACACCUUUGAUAUCUGAUGAUGGAAGUUACAGUCAUGUUCAUUCACCGACUAGCCAAAAUAUGUAUGAUUUAUAUGAUUCCAUUCCGGCUUCAUCUAAUCCUCCGAGUGUGGUUAACCACCGGCAUAGUCCUAGCAUUUCUGAGCCAGUUUACGGUCGAGGUCAACCUCCGCCUUAUCACAUUGCAGCUCCGUACACGAAACACGCACAGUAUUUCAAUGGCACGGGUGGAUAG
This is a messenger RNA of Spodoptera littoralis (African cotton leafworm), 2748 nucleotides long. The record is from the annotation of a GenBank genome assembly. Lineage: Eukaryota; Metazoa; Arthropoda; Insecta; Lepidoptera; Noctuidae.